Molecule: messenger RNA, 841 nt
Organism: Dioscorea cayenensis subsp. rotundata (Guinea yam)
Lineage: Eukaryota; Viridiplantae; Streptophyta; Magnoliopsida; Dioscoreales; Dioscoreaceae
Exons: 8
Coding region: 50-616 (188 amino acids)
Source: RefSeq, a predicted model, not a curated record
AUAUAUAAACUUUGUGAAAUAGUGUGGUUAGUGUGGAGGAGGGUUGGCGAUGUCGGGAAGGAAGGGGCCGCCGAAGCACCAGAAUAGCUUCGCAUGGAACCCUAACGCCGGCCACAAGAAGAAUGAGACCGAAGUCGGGGGUAGGCUUCGGCCUUACUCGGAGAUCACUGGAGUUUGCCCCCGUUGCAAAGAUCAGAUCGAUUGGAAGCGCAAGUAUGGAAAGUAUAAGCCUUUAGUGGAGCCUGCUAAAUGCCAGAAAUGCAGUAAACGGACAGUGCGGCAGGCAUACCAUAACAUAUGCUCUGGAUGCUCUAAGAAUCUUAAUGUGUGUGCCAAGUGCUGUUGCCGUGUGGAACAGAUUGUUGGCAGGGAUAUUGCUGAGGUGGAUGCAGAGCAGAAGGCGCUAGAGGAGGCCAUUAAGAAUGCUAGGGAGAGAGAUAGAAGAACACUUCUUCGAGCGAUGAAUAAAAACAAAGGUGGGAAAGCAGCAUCAACUCCAAAAAUCGGAGACCGAAGCAGAGAGGGAGAAUUAUUUUCUGCAUCAUCAAUUGAUGAGUAUGCUGAACUUUCAAGACCAGAUGAGAGUGAUGAAGACGAUAUCCUUGUAUGCAAAUGAAAGAGUUCAAUUUUUGUAUUUUGAGACUCAAGCUGCAUAUAUUCCAGCAGCUUUCAUGUUAAAAAUAUUUUAUUUGAAAAAAAAAAUUUUAUUUGAUAUAAGUAGGUUGUCAAUCUUAUGUACCGGGGACAGCUUUGCUGUGUGAGUAUUAACCUUUUGUAGUAGAGUAAAGUUCACACUUUGUGUCCAAUUGUAUCCGUAUAUAUUUAUUAAGAAGGUUGCGUA